AUGCUAGUGCACACUCAUUUCUGUUUAGACAAGUUUGCUUUGAGCACCAGUAUGGAGCCGCAAGGGUACAUCGAGUGAUCUGACCAAUCAAUAACAAAGUUUUAUUUCACUGAAGAGGGCCGCACUGAUUGUUGCGUGCCACGGUAUUUGCAGAUGUAGCUAGGGACGAAGACAUUGUUUUUGCUUGUUAUUACAACAAGCGGUUUAUGGAAAAUUGUAUUUGGUAUUGUAAACAACAGUAGACCACAGUUACAAGCUCCUCUAAACGAGUCAAAAUGAAUAGCAUAUCGUUUGACGAUCCGUCGCUGGAUAACCUGGACCCCAGUCUAUCUCUAAAUGAUCCGAGCGACAUUGACACGGCGCUGCUGAACGACAUCGAUGACAUGCUGCAGCUCAUCAACCACCAGGACAUGGAGUUCACCGGUCUGUUCGACCACCCCCAAUUUGGAGGGGUGGCCCCACCGACGGACUUCCCGGGGUUUCCCAAUGCCAGCUCGUCCCCCUCCCCACCUUCCUCCUCCUCUUCCUCUUCUUCCUCCUCCUCCUCUUCCUCUUCUCCCCUGACACCUGGCAGCAUGCCUCACCUGGAUGCCCUGCUCGGACCGCCCACCACCCAUAGCUCCUCCCCUCCCACCAAGGCGUACCAACCACCCGCCUUCCAGCAGCCACCCCUCCCCACCAUGACCACGCCCAAGAUGCGGCCCGCCCCCCAGACCCCGCCUCCCCCGGCCCCGGCCAAUCCAGAGCCCCGGAAGACCCAACCGCAGCAGACCUCCCCGGUGUUCAGCGCCGCCCCCCAAGCCCUCUUCACCACGCCCCCUCAGACGCAGCAGCCCCUGAUCAGCUACACCCCCCAGGGUGCAUACACAGCUGUCAAUCAAGGAGGCGCUUCCCAGCCUCUGUCCAGUGUCCCCGCCUCUCCUCAGCACAUCCAGCCAACUGCCAUCCAGACCCAGGUUCAGAGCCUGCCCACUCAGCCUAUACUGGCCACUUCAUCAGCUCCACCCACCCAGACCAUUGCUCCUCACAUUCAGCAAGUUCCAGUGUUGCUUCAGCCGCAGUUCAUCAAAGCAGACUCUCUGCUGCUGACCACACUGAAGCCCGAGUGCACCAUGGUAACCACCAUGGCCUCGCCCUGCAUUACCACCCUGGCCACCUCCACCACCCCAGUACAGACCACCUCUCUACAGGCCCUCAUGAGUGGAGGCACCAUCCUGACCACGGUGCCCCUCAUGGUGGAUGCCGAGAAGCUGCCAAUCAACCGCAUCGCCAUCAGCGGCAAGCCAAUGGGGCUGCCUCACAAGGGGGAGAAACGCACGGCCCACAACGCCAUCGAGAAACGCUACCGCUCCUCCAUCAACGACAAGAUCCUCGAACUCAAGGACCUGGUGGCCGGCACAGAGGCCAAGCUCAACAAGUCGGCGGUUCUGAGGAAGGCGAUCGACUACAUCCGCUUCCUGCAGCAGUCCAACCAGAAGCUGAAGCAGGAGAACAUGGCGCUGAAGAUGGCGCACCAGGAGACCAAGUCUCUGAAGGACCUGGUUGCCAUGGAGGUGGACGGAGAGGUGAAGCCGGAGCUCCUCACCCCGCCUCCCUCCGAUGCCGGCUCGCCCAAUAGGAGCCCCUACUCCCACUGCAGCAGCGACUCGGAGCCCGACAGCCCUAUGGGAGAGGAGACCCAGCCGGCAGUGCAGUCUGAGAGGCUGGCUGUGGCCGGGGCAGGCAAAGCGGGCGGGGCAGGGAUGGUGGACCGCUCUCGUUUGGCGCUCUGCGCCUUCACCUUCCUCUUCCUCUCCGUCAACCCGCUGGCGGCCCUGCUGUGCGGCGGGGCGGGAGCCACGGCAACCGCCGGCACCCCGGAGCAUUCUGGGACAGGCAGAACCAUGCUGGGUCUAGAAGGAGGAGACGGUUCUGGCUGGCUGGACUGGAUGCUGCCCACUCUGCUCGUGUGGUUGCUGAACGGGGUUCUGGUGGCCGGGGUUCUGAUCCGGCUGCUGGUGUACGGAGAGCCCGUGACCCGGCCUCACUCUGGCUCCUCCGUCCUGUUCUGGAGGCACCGCAAGCAGGCCGAUCUGGACCUGGCCCGGGGAGACUUUGCUCAGGCGUCUCAGAACCUGUGGACGUGUCUGAAGGCCCUGGGCCGGCCCCUCCCCACCUCUCAGCUGGACCAGGCGUGCGCGGCGCUGUGGGCGGGCUUCCGGCUCUGCCUGCAGCGGCUGUGGGUGGGCCGCUGGCUGGCAGGCAGGGCCGGGGGUCUGAGGGCCGACCGCCCCCUACAGGAGGACGCGCGCAAGAGCAGCCGCGAUGCUGCCCUGGUCUACCACCGCCUGCACCAGCUCCACAUGACCGGUAAGCUGUGUGGGACUCACCUGUCGGCGGUGCACAUGGCUCUGAGUGCGGUGAAUCUGGCUGAGUGUGCUGCAGACAGCCUGCCCGUCGCCACGCUGGCCGAGAUCUACGUCUCUGCUGCCCUCCGCGUGAAGACCAGCCUGCCCCGGGCCCUGCACUUCAUCGCUCGUGUGUUCCUGGGCAGUGCUCGGCAGGCCUGUCUCUCCUCCAGCGGCAGUGUCCCUCCCGCCAUGCAGUGGCUCUGCCACCCCCUGGGCCAUCGCUUCUUCGUGGACGGGGACUGGGCCGUCCGCAGCACCCCCAAAGAGAGCAUCUACAGCCAGGCUGGCAACACAGUGGACCCGCUGGCUCAGGUGACUCAGGCGUUUCGGGAGCACCUGCUGGAGAAGGCGCUGUACUGCGUGGCCCAGCCGCAGGAAGAGAAGACCCCCGGCAAAGGCGACGGGGAGUACUCUGACGCCCUGGAGUACCUCCAGCUGCUCACCAGCUCCUCCGACGCCGCCGGAGCCACCACACAGUCCUUCGCCAUCGGCUCCAACAUGGCCACCCUGACCGGGUGCGACCCUCACUCUAAGUGGUGGUCCAGUAUCGCGGUGGUCAUCAUCAACUGGCUGCAGGGAGACGACGCGGCAGCUGAGAGACUCUACCCAGCCGUGGAACACCUACCCCACAGUCUGCAGAGUGCAGAGAGCCCGUUGCCCAGGGCGAUGCUGAGUGUGUUCAAGGCGGCUCGCGCCGCUCUGUCCAAACCUGAGAACUGCCAGCAGAGUCUGAGUCACAGCGAGAGGGCCAGCAGCCUUCUGCGGGACAGCCUGAACCUGGGGCCCCACUGCUACUGCAGCAACAUAGACAAGGUGGUGCAGUUGCUCCUGUGUGACCUGCUGCUGGUGACGCGCACCAGCGUGUGGAGGCAGCAGCAGACUGUGGGGCCGGGCGGGGUCCUGCAGGCCACGCCCAGCGAGCUGCACGGCUUCCAGCAGGACCUCAGCUCCCUCAGGAAGCUGGCACAGAGCUUCAGACCGGCCAUGCGCAGGCUCUUCCUGCAUGAGGCCACAGCGAGGCUGAUGGCGGGGGCCAGUCCCACACGCACACACCAGCUACUGGACCGCACCCUACGCCGCCGCACGCCCGGGGCCAAAACAGAGGAGAGCGAGACGCGACCAGGCCAGCGGGAGCAGGCAGAAGCGGUGAUGCUGGCGUGUCGGUACCUCCCCCCCUCCUUCCUGUCGGCUCCGGGGCAGCGGGUGGGCAUGCUGGCGGACGCAGCGCGGACCCUGGAGAAGCUGGGAGACAAACGCAGCCUCCACGACUGCCAGCAGAUGAUCAUCAAACUGGGCAGUGGCACAACAGUCACCUCCACAUAGAGACAUGCGCUCACCACACACACACGCACAGGCACACACACACACACACACACCCACAUACACACACUCAAACACACACACCACCACAUAAAGACACACACACACCUCCACUCAGCGCCAAGCACAAGUCCGCAUACAAACGUGUCCACCUACAGACGUACCUUAAUACACCUGAAAACAGACAAACGCCACCUACACAUGCACAUAAAACACACACACACACACACCCACACACACACAUACACACACUCAAACACACACACCUAGAGAAGCACAGAACAUACACGCAUGCACACAGGUGAGAUGUCUGGUCCUGGACAGCCCCCCGAAACCUGCAGCACUUCAUACUGGCGAGCGGAGCGUGAACCAACAACCACCAGCCUUGGAGAGCCCCCCCCCCCUCCCCGUGGCUUCAGCUUCAGUCCCUUUCCCUCAGCCCUGUGCACUAUGAGGUCGAGCCCCUGUGGUCUAUGUUAAACCAAGUCAUGCAAACCAGUCCCACUCAACUUUCUGUAAAUUAUUUUUUACUUACUUUAUGGGCAGUAAGUAAAGCCGUCUCAGUGAGAAGCAUUUGUUAGUUCACCAUACUGCAUAUGGAACCGAAUAUGCUUUGUUCUGAUUGGUGUUAUGGCUUUCCAUUGUUAUUUAUGUUAUUUAUAUUCCCAGAUUCAACCCGGUUGAUUAUUUUUUUGAUGCACUGCAGUGACUGAUUUUGGCCACACGGGGACGAACUGAGCUCCGAAAGGAGACGGAGCCUGACUGGAUUGCAGAGUGCUGCUUUUAUUUUAUUUUAUUUUAUUUUCCCGCUUCCCCAUCAGUUUUUAUUUUAUUUUAUUUUUUAUCUGAGAGGUUUGAAUUAAGAACUAGCCGUCUUCGUUGUUGUCCCACUGCCAGGGAGGGAGGAUGUUAAAGAGUGAGCAAGCUCCUUUUAUAAAUUACAUUGUACAGAUAUUUUCUGCACUACCCUAGCUGGGCUUAAUUUUGAUAAUUGAACAGAAAAAAGGCUUCGUGAGUUUACUUUCUCAUAGUUUGUGUACUUUUCAAAAGUGUAUUUAUAAUUUGUCAGAUUUUUUCCCUGAGAUGAUCAGUAUUUUUCCAUUGUAGUGAUGUUUGUUUCUCCAGUGGCUCGUGUUUAUAUAGAGCCCUAUGGGGGGAGUGGGAAGAAGCGGGAGGAAGGGAUGGGUUUGAAAAAAAUAUUGUCAGCUAGACUGGCUGGAUUUCGGACGUAUUCAACCAGUGUAAUUUCUGUAAGAACUUCUGGCAGUAUUUGGCUUCCUGUAUCCUCCUAAUAUACACAGAGGCACAAUUCAAAGGUCUCCUCUUCCCUUUUCCCCCCGAAGCAAACAGUGUUUUAAGAACAUUUCUGGAUAAAACUGGGGUAGAAUUUAAGUACUUACAUUCAUGUUACACAAGCUUGUGCAGGCAUGGAACUGGAACAGGUUGGCCAUCUUGGUGCAUUAAAAUGGCCAAAAUGACGAGGUGUAGUUUAACUGAAUAUAGAAUUUGGGAGAGUGAGGCUUCAUGAACGCCGUAAUGGGUGGAUGUGCUGUGUGCCAGGAAUUAUGGACUGUUAUGAACCCUGCGAAACACCGAUUGGCUCUUACCAGUGAGUCACUGCUAAUAGAUACAUUAUGUCUCAUUUGUCUAAUUUUGGAGAUUAAAGAGGCCUCACUCUCAGGUGGGGGGUUGGCAGGUGCUAUAAAGUUUGUAAGCCCUUGCAUAACUGGUCACACGUGGGGAUUCAUUAAUGUAAGUUGGUUAAAAGUCACGCUGUGAAGUCCACAUUAAAUUGCGGCACUGCCCUCCAGGUGGUGCGUUAAAUCACUCGCAUUUUCCUAAGUUGUGAGAGCACUUAGUGUGUUCCAGACCGUUUGCUCCAACGCUGGAUCUGCUCUCCAGGCGUGCAAACCCCGCACUUAAAUUUGCAGAACGGGUUCAACGUCCGCUUUAAGAAGUCCCCAGUAUCCCCCCGGUCCGAAUUACAAGUAUGUAGUGCGUCGUGUGCCACGGGAAGCUGAAAAGGUGUUUGUUUUGAAACUGUUUCCUCUACUUCUCUUUGCCUGUUGAUUUAUUUUGAGAAUGUAAAUAAAAACAUUUUGUAACAAGA
Conger conger (European conger) is the source of this 5820-nucleotide messenger RNA. It is a transcript of the gene srebf1, whose product is annotated as sterol regulatory element binding transcription factor 1. NCBI's taxonomy places the organism in Eukaryota, Metazoa, Chordata, Actinopteri, Anguilliformes, Congridae. The transcript has 19 exons. Bases 276 to 3713 code for a protein of 1145 amino acids. Gene Ontology annotation, biological process: regulation of transcription by RNA polymerase II. The record is from RefSeq and is a predicted model, not a curated record. Gene Ontology annotation, molecular function: protein dimerization activity; RNA polymerase II cis-regulatory region sequence-specific DNA binding; DNA-binding transcription factor activity, RNA polymerase II-specific. Gene Ontology annotation, cellular component: nucleus.